Fragaria vesca subsp. vesca is the source of this 1950-nucleotide messenger RNA. Its product is annotated as heat shock cognate 70 kDa protein-like. The transcript is spliced from 2 exons. The coding region runs from base 1 to 1950 and encodes 649 amino acids. The record is from RefSeq and is a predicted model, not a curated record. Gene Ontology annotation, cellular component: cytoplasm. Gene Ontology annotation, biological process: protein refolding; cellular response to unfolded protein. NCBI's taxonomy places the organism in Eukaryota, Viridiplantae, Streptophyta, Magnoliopsida, Rosales, Rosaceae. Gene Ontology annotation, molecular function: misfolded protein binding; ATP-dependent protein folding chaperone; ATP binding.
AUGACCGGAAAAGGAGAGGGACCGGCGAUUGGAAUCGACCUCGGCACCACUUAUUCUUGCGUCGGAGUGUGGCAGCACGACCGUGUUGAGAUCAUAGCCAACGAUCAGGGCAACCGAACAACGCCGUCUUAUGUGGCGUUCACUGACACCGAGCGUUUGAUCGGUGAUGCUGCAAAGAACCAGGUCGCCAUGAACCCUAUCAACACCGUCUUUGAUGCUAAGCGGUUGAUUGGAAGGAGAUUUAGCGACUCUUCUGUUCAGGGUGACAUGAAGCUAUGGCCUUUCAAGCUCACUGCUGGCCCUAGUGACAAGCCGAUGAUUACAGUAAGUUACAAAGCGGAGGACAAACAGUUUGCUGCGGAAGAGAUUUCAUCUAUGGUUCUUAUUAAGAUGAGGGAGAUUGCAGAGGCUUAUCUCGGCUCAUCAAUCAAGAAUGCAGUUGUGACUGUGCCUGCUUACUUCAAUGAUUCUCAGAGACAGGCUACAAAGGAUGCUGGUGUCAUUGCUGGCCUUAAUGUGAUGCGUAUUAUCAAUGAGCCUACAGCUGCUGCCAUUGCAUACGGUCUUGACAAGAAGGCAACUAGUGUGGGAGAGAAGAAUGUGUUGAUUUUCGAUCUUGGUGGAGGUACUUUUGAUGUCUCUCUACUUACCAUUGAAGAAGGUAUCUUUGAGGUGAAGUCUACUGCUGGAGAUACCCAUUUGGGUGGAGAGGAUUUUGAUAAUAGGAUGGUGAACCAUUUUGUUCAAGAGUUUAAGAGGAAGAACAAGAAGGACAUCAGUGGAAACCCAAGAGCUCUUAGGAGGUUGAGGACAUCUUGUGAAAGAGCAAAGAGGACUCUCUCAUCCACUGCACAGACUACAAUUGAGAUUGACUCCCUGUUUGAGGGUAUCGAUUUUUAUUCAACCAUUACGCGUGCUAGGUUUGAAGAGCUUAACAUGGAUUUGUUUAGGAAGUGUAUGGAACCAGUUGAGAAGUGUUUGAGGGAUGCGAAGAUGGACAAGAGCACAGUCCAUGAUGUUGUACUUGUGGGUGGUUCUACCAGGAUUCCUAAAGUACAGCAAUUGUUGCAAGACUUCUUCAACGGAAAGGAACUGUGCAAAAGCAUCAACCCAGACGAAGCUGUUGCUUAUGGAGCUGCUGUGCAGGCUGCUAUUCUUAGCGGUGAGGGUAAUGAGAAGGUGCAGGACCUAUUGCUUCUUGAUGUGACUCCUCUGUCCUUGGGUUUGGAAACAGCUGGAGGUGUGAUGACUGUGUUGAUUCCGAGGAAUACAACCAUUCCAACCAAGAAAGAGCAAGUGUUCUCUACUUAUUCAGAUAAUCAGCCUGGUGUCUUGAUCCAGGUUUAUGAGGGUGAGCGGACAAGGACUCGUGACAACAAUUUGCUCGGCAAGUUUGAGCUCUCUGGCAUUCCUCCAGCUCCUAGGGGAGUCCCUCAGAUUACUGUUUGCUUUGACAUUGACGCCAAUGGCAUUCUCAAUGUGUCUGCUGAGGACAAGACCACAGGGCAGAAGAACAAAAUUACUAUUACCAAUGACAAGGGAAGGCUGUCCAAAGAAGAGAUUGAGAAGAUGGUCCAAGAGGCUGAGAAGUACAAAGCAGAAGACGAGGAUCACAAGAAGAAGGUCGAGGCUAAGAAUGCUCUUGAGAACUACGCUUACAACAUGAGGAACACCAUCAAGGAUGACAAGAUUGCAUCAAAGAUUGACCCAUCAGACAAAAAGAAGAUUGAAGAUGCAAUUGAGGAGGCCAUUCACUGGCUCGAUAAUAAUCAGCUAGCAGAGGCUGAUGAAUUCGAGGACAAGAUGAAGGAGCUUGAGAGUCUUUGCAACCCUAUCAUUGCCAAGAUGUACCAGGGUGGUGCUGCUCCUGACAUGAGUGGUGGAGCGGAUGCUGAUGUUCCUCCUUCUGGUGGAAGUGGUGCUGGUCCGAAGAUUGAAGAAGUCGACUAA